Messenger RNA from Prorocentrum cordatum, 593 nucleotides. NCBI's taxonomy places the organism in Eukaryota, Dinophyceae, Prorocentrales, Prorocentraceae. The record is from the annotation of a GenBank genome assembly.
AUGGAGGAGGCCCAGCUCGGGAGCGCCCCCGUCCACCAGUCGCUCCGGGCAUCCUGGGAGUCCUGGGGGCGCCACCAGGAGCUGCCCCAUGGACCGGGGCCGCUCGCCAGCGGCGCGCGGAACCGCCGCUCCCGGGGGGAGCUCUGCCCAGGCGCGGGGCCGGAGGGCGGGGCGCUCUCUGCGCUCGGCAGCAGCGCGCGGUCCGCCCCGGCGCCCGGCAGCUCCCGUUGGGCAGAGCAGGUCGUGGAUCCGCGGGGCGCGGAGCCGUCCAGGGGGCCAAAGGAGCCGCACGCCGCUGGCACAUGCAGGCCGUGCCACUACUUCAGCUCUCGGGUGGGCUGCGCGAACGGCGCGCAGUGCGGCUUCUGCCACUUCCCGCACGCGACCCAGCGCAGGCCGCGGCCGAGCAAGGCCACAAGGCUGCAUUGCAGGCGGCUGGUGGAGAGGCUGGACGGCGAAGUCGGUGGCGGCCAGAGCGCCGCACGGGAGCUGGUCGACGGCAUCGAGUGCAGCUUGAGGCAGGAGUACACCCUCGCCGUCCUCCGGGCGAGGGGCUGGGCGCAGGCGGGCGACCCGCCGCGGCGCGCCGCCCC